Messenger RNA from Xyrichtys novacula (pearly razorfish), 741 nucleotides. The record is from the annotation of a GenBank genome assembly. NCBI's taxonomy places the organism in Eukaryota, Metazoa, Chordata, Actinopteri, Labriformes, Labridae.
AUGGGGAAAGAGGAGUGCAAAACAAUGCUGGACGCUUUGAACAAAGUGACAGCCUGCUACAGGCAUUUGGUGAUCGCACUAGGAAGCACUUCUGACUCGCAGAACCUGCGCGAGGAGCUGAAGCGGACCCGCAAAAAGGCCCAGGAGCUGGCUGUGGCCAACAGGACUAAACUGACCUCUCUGCUGAAAGACAAGAGCAUCAGCAAAGAGGAUCGGGCAGAGUAUGAGCGACUAUGGGUGUUGUUCUCGAGCAGCAUGGAGCUCCUGGAAGUGGACAUGAAACGCUCCUUGGAGAUAGGGCAGGAUUUUCCCCUCAAGGUACCCACGAGACACCUCAUCCAGACCGGGAUGACCGGCAGCACCACUGCCGUGGCGUCCCGGGCCAUGAGCGUGCAGAAUAUGAAGUACGAGGCGGACAGCAACAUCGACACGGCCGACCUGCGAGACCUGCAGACCGAGAUCACCCAGGUGAGCCACAUGAUGGAGGAGAUGGAGAUGAAGGUGCAGGUGGCGCCGUGGGCCGUGGAAGCGAAGCAGGAGGCGGGCGCGGAGCUAAAGUCCAACAUGAGCGUAGGAAAUUCCUCCGUGGGUGUUAUCUCAAUCUGCGAAGAGGAGCCAAAGGAUGAGGAAGCAGGUGGAGGCAGGGACACUGGAUUUGCGUCGAUCUGCGCCGUGUUCGUGUUCCUUGUAAUCGUGGGGGUUGCUGUAGUUUUAGGAUAUCUGGUCAUCAACAUGUCCUGA